CACGUGACAUGCUAGCGCUGGUGAGCAGGCGAUCGAUCCCAAGCCCGUCGGCGUUGAUGAACGUCUUCUCUUCCUCAUUUCCACUUUUCCCAUUUCAUCCUUAUCGCAUCCCGAUCGUCGCGAACCAAUCACGUGAUUAUCGCAAAAAUCAUCACGACCAUCAACAAGACGAGCGCGACCGUGACUGGGAGCUCAAUAACGCGCCAUAACCGAUGAUAGGCGCCAAAGCCACACAUUUGCGACUUGGGGUGUUCAGGCCACUCUGCCUAUCGUGGCGCCAAUCCAUCUCCUACCGAAGCAUCUCGAUCGCUGGCGAGGCGGACCCAUUCAGAGCAAGGGCAUGAAUCAACUGUCGACAUAUACCCACCUCGAGUCGCUGGUACUGUGGGAGUCGGUCCUCCAAGAGGGCGUCGAGCCAGCAGCAUGGCCGCGCAUCUCGGACCGACUUCUGAAAAAUGAGUUUAUCAAAACGGGGGAGAGCUUUGACGUGAAGCGGCUGCAUUCGGACGCGCUCGAGAAAUGGUUCUUUACAACGCUGCAUCAGGAACUGUUGAUUGAGGACCAUGGCAUCCUGAAUGGGGAUGGCGCAACGUCACCGGGUGGCACCAGGAAGAGGAAACUGGAUGGGAGCUCGCCACCGGCUACGCUGAAGGAUCUAGCGGAAAACCUCGAGAAAGUCCCCAGAAUCAUCGAUCGGCUAUGGGAGCGAUACAAGACGCAAAAGGUCAAGGAGAUUCGGCAAAAGGAGGACGACUACGACCAAACGCAGAGGGAGAUUUACGUGUUGGAGAAGAACCAAGCGGAGCGGUCUAAGAGGCUGGCGAGGGAGAAUGGACAGGCGCAAGCGGCAUUGUCGCCCAAGGAGAUCAAGCCAGCGACGCCCAAGCUCCCACACAAUACGCCUGUGCCUCCGCCGACAGCCACGCCAGCCCAUCCGCCACCGGUUCCAUCCGCGCAGACUGCGCCAGCUCGAGGUCAAGCGGUUAGCAGUCCGGCUGUCCAGCCAAAGCCUCCCACGCCGAACCCCCCAAUCGCUCUCCCUGCGCAACACCCUGCGCAACCUUCUCCAGCCAUCCCUUCUGGCCCCGUCCGUACGCCCUCUUCGUUGCAAGGGCAGCCAGCAGGCACUGCCAGCCCGGUUCUUCAAGCGCCUAACAGCGCCCACCAACAGCCGCAACGAGUGCUACAAGCGCCCCAGCAGCAGCAUCCGGCCAAAAUUCCGAUAUCACCGCGACCUAACGCCACCACACCGGUGCCAGCUUCUGCGGAGGGUAGCAUAGCGCCUCAACCCGCAGGUGUAGCAAAUGUCCCCGGUCAGGGUGGCCUCAAGUGGGAGAAGCCGUAUCAGCCGCCUGGCGCGGUGCCGCAUCCACAGCAUCCACCGCGUCCAGUACCAUCACCGGCUGCGCCCAGAGCUGCCACGCCUCAACAGUACGCGCAGCAUCAACAGCAGUGGCAGCAGCAGCAGCAAGGCCAGUAUCAACAAAAGAGCCAGGCCUUUGCCCCUGGGUCUCAGCAACCACAAUCACAGCCGCCUCUCGCGCAACAGAAUCAACCUCAGUCCCAACCUCCACCUCAUCAACCAUCUCAGCCGAGUUCAGUGUUGGUAGCUCCUCAGAAUGCAGGUCAAGUAGUGCCUCAGAUCCCAGCAGCGACAGCUCGAGCCGCCGACGCUGGAUCGGCAGCGUCACCUCAGCCCCGGCCGCGGACCAAAACUCCCGUGCCUCCUCCUCAUCGACCCAUACAACCGCAACAACCACAGUUGGCACCGCAACCUCGACCUAUUGCGGCGGCAUCCCCCUUACCGCAGUCUCAUAAUGGAUUGGCUGCACCUCCCCAACGAUGGCCACCAGGUCAACUACCUCCUGGGCAACGUAUUUCGCCCCCCACAGGCGCCGGUACACCAACUCCCCAACAGGCACCAAAGGAUCAAAAGCCUAUGGCGCCCGCGCACGGCCCCCAGCAACCCCGACCAGCUAUCCCGGACCAUGUGCUACGUCAAGCUGCGACACCUGUCCCUAGGCGGGUCAGUGCCGCAGCAGCAUCAUUACCCACUACGCCCCUGCAGCUUGGGCUCCCGGCCACCAAAGGCGGUUUAAUUACGAGCUGGACAAGAUCACCCACGCCUUCCACGCCGAAGCCUACUGAUUUACAGGGUGAAGUAGAGAGCCCCGCAUGGGAGCCGCUGAGCCCACCGAAACCGCAGUCUACCACACUGCCAGUGCCGCGUAAGGCGCCAGGCUGGACAACCCAGUCUCAUCUAGGCGCGCCACCGCCCCUGCAAACACCAACAGCGCCUUCAAACAAGCUACCUUUGCCUGCCCAAUCGGGGCGGAGAACUAAGAGAACAAGCACUAGAAAGCUACGCGAAGCGACGGGCACGCCGUUGGGCGAGGGACGCAGGCGCAGCGACUCUGUUGUGUCGGGGACCGACGAGCUUGCGUUGGAUCAUCCUGACACCAUGCCAAAGGUCAAGGACGAAACAUCAGGCCAUGAAGAGGGAGGUGAUACCACGGCUGACGAGAGCGUGGCUCAUCGAAACUUUGCAACUCCCGGUAGUGUGUCGCGGAUCUUGAAGCGCAAGAGGCAAGAGACGCCACUGGAGCCGCCUGGCCCACCCACGCAGGUGCUCUGGACUCGAGGAUUCCACAAGGUUAGCUACCAAGCGCUGGACCAGAUUGCCUCCCACCGUGACGGCAACAUGUUUCUCAAACCUGUGCGCGAACGGGACGCGCCUAACUAUCGUCAGAUCGUUCUGCAGCCUCAGGACAUGACAGCCAUCCGCGCAGCCGUGAAGGGGGGCAACCAAGCGGCCACCCAGGCGGCUGCCAAUCUGCCCAACGGUGACCCGGGCACUCCUGGUGUUUGGCUCCCCAUCUCGGAUGACUUGCGCCCGCCCAAGGGCAUCAUCAACAGUGCCCAGCUUGAGCGAGAGCUAUGCCACAUGUUCUGCAAUGCCAUCAUGUACAACCCCGAUCCCAACCGUGGGCCGGGGCAGGCCUUCAUGCGACGCACGCAGGAGGAGGACGACGACGUUCUGGGCUAUCAUCUCGACGAGAAUGCCGUCGUGAGCAAUACGCAGGCCAUGUUCAUCGAGGUGGAGAAGCAAAUGGGCGAUCUGCGCGCCGCAGAGAAGGACAGGUCCGGCCCGGCGCCCUCGUCGACACCUCGACCGGGCAGCGUCGCGACGCCGGCGGACGACACGGCGGAGGAGGAGGACGAGCUCGCCGCCGACGGAGACAUGACUUCUGGCACCACCAAGAGACGACGCGUGAAGCCAUAGAUCGGCACGCGUCGUGCCAUGGCAGGGCUAGGACGUAGGACGUAGUUAGUUGGCUGUCUUAUUAUUAUUAUUAGCGAUAUGAUACACCCUGACGGUUACGCAGCGGUCAGAAUAAUCCAUUAAUGCAACAUCGUGGUCACGAGUGAUGUAUCCUUCUAAUGCGAGGGGUCCAUACACUUAAUCCAUACGAAAAGAAGGAAACCUUGUUCCAGCGUCCAAGCAACCAGAAUCUCAAUGAGUGGAAGCAUUUACCAGCUGGGUGCUCAAAAAGGGGCAACAAUAACAUUGAGGACGUGAUGCUUGGGGGGAGUUCUGAAUGCCAAUGUUGGGGUCGUUCAGACAUAACAUGUCAAAAAUAAGCACUCAUGCAUCAGCACUUUCGAUAAUAGCCACAUUCAAUUAUUC
This is a messenger RNA of Emericellopsis atlantica, 3688 nucleotides long. RefSeq lists its product as uncharacterized. Gene Ontology annotation, molecular function: protein binding. Bases 341 to 3283 code for a protein of 980 amino acids. Gene Ontology annotation, cellular component: NuA4 histone acetyltransferase complex. The record is from RefSeq and is a predicted model, not a curated record. The transcript has 2 exons. NCBI's taxonomy places the organism in Eukaryota, Fungi, Ascomycota, Sordariomycetes, Hypocreales, Bionectriaceae.